AUGGAUUAUGUUAAAUCAGCAAUCAUAACGCUAGAAAUUCAAUAGCCUAGAUUUGCUCCAAUUUACUACAUACUUUCAAGUUCACUAUUGUUUUCAAUAAAUUCAAUGUUUAGUAAAUUGAUAUCAAAUAUUCCUUCAUCUUAAAUUGUAUAUUUUGGAGCAAUUAUAAUGUGUUUGAUAAACACUAUUGUAACUAGUAACUAAAAAAUAUCAUUGUAUGGAUUUACAACAGAUAUAUACAAAAAGCUGUUUAUGAGAAGUUUAUUAGGAUAUCUAGGAACAAUUUUUUUUUAUUAAGGAAUUAAGCAAGUUAGCAUAUCAGAAGGAUAAGUUCUUUUUAGAACUUCUCCACUUUGGACAUCACUUAUGGCAAUUUAUUAUUUAAAAACUGAAAAGCUAGAGAGAAAUUUAUUUGUUAAUUUGAUUUUGGGCUUUUUGGGAAUUUUUCUUAUUAGUUAGCCAUCAAUUCUUUUAGAAAUGAUGGGAUAUGAAAAGAAGGAAAAGCAUAUAGAGACAUCAUUGAUAGGAAUAAUAUUAAUGAUAUCUGCUGCAAUAUGUUCAUCAAUAAUAUAAGUGCUAAUUAAUACAUUAGCAAAAUCAGUAUACAUUUUAUCAUAAUUUAGGUAAAUUAAUUAGUAAUUCUAUAAUAUUUUUGUAUAAUAACUAUUGUAGCAACAUCUACUAAUUUAUUCAUCUUUCCAUCUAAAUUAUGGGUUAUUCCAAAUAAUUUUGAAACAAUUAUGUUAAUAAUGAUCGGAGUUACUUCAUAUAUAACAUAGUUAUUGAUGAAUAGAGCAUAUAUCAAGGGAAACCUUGCUGAAAUAUCUAUGUUAGGUUAAUCAUAAGUUAUUUUUGGAUAUAUUAUAGAUUUAUUAAUGGGAACAAAUAUGACUGUAUUUAGUAAUUUAGGUACCUGCUUAAUAGUAGCCUCAUUAGUUAAAGUUGUUUAAGAUAAAUAAAAAGCAUAAAAAGGAUCUUGA
This is a messenger RNA of Paramecium primaurelia, 980 nucleotides long. NCBI's taxonomy places the organism in Eukaryota, Ciliophora, Oligohymenophorea, Peniculida, Parameciidae. The record is from the annotation of a GenBank genome assembly.